AUGAAUAAUGGAUUCACAAAUGAAAACACAAAUGAGUUUGAUGGAGGUAGACAUAACAUCCUUCGAUGCAUGGGUAACUCUGGAAUCUGUAGAGCCUCUUGCAAAAGGAAUGAAUGGCCCUACUUCCACUGCAGAAGUUAUCAGUCAUGUUGCCUCCAGUCCUACAUGAGGAUAAGUAUUUCUGGCAAAGAGAAAAAUGAUGACUGGUCCCAUGAGAAACACUGGCCAAAAGUAUCUUGA
Molecule: messenger RNA, 240 nt
Organism: Carlito syrichta (Philippine tarsier)
Lineage: Eukaryota; Metazoa; Chordata; Mammalia; Primates; Tarsiidae
Product: beta-defensin 119-like
Exons: 2
Coding region: 1-240 (79 amino acids)
Biological process (GO): defense response to Gram-positive bacterium; antifungal innate immune response; defense response to Gram-negative bacterium
Molecular function (GO): lipopolysaccharide binding
Source: RefSeq, a predicted model, not a curated record